Tupaia belangeri chinensis (Chinese tree shrew) is the source of this 3404-nucleotide messenger RNA. It is a transcript of the gene SLC6A3, whose product is annotated as solute carrier family 6 member 3. Lineage: Eukaryota; Metazoa; Chordata; Mammalia; Scandentia; Tupaiidae. The transcript is spliced from 15 exons. Bases 85 to 1944 code for a protein of 619 amino acids. The record is from RefSeq and is a predicted model, not a curated record. Gene Ontology annotation, cellular component: plasma membrane. Gene Ontology annotation, biological process: neurotransmitter transport; amino acid transport; sodium ion transmembrane transport. Gene Ontology annotation, molecular function: dopamine:sodium symporter activity.
CUUUCGCGGUUGCUCAGCCGCGAAGACCGAAGACCAGAGCGCAGGCUGAGCCGGCCAGCGGGCAGGAAGGAGCCCAGACUUGCCAUGAGUAAAAGCAAAUGCCCAGUGGGGCCCAUGUCCCCCACAGCGGCCCCAGUUAAGGAGCCCAAUGCCACGGGCCCCAAGGAGGUGGAGCUUGUCCUGCUCAAGGAGCAAAAUGGGGUGCAGCUCACGAACUCCACCCUCAUCAGCCCCCCACGCAUGCCUACGGGGACCCAGGAGCGGGAGACCUGGGGCAAGAAGAUCGACUUCCUCCUCUCCGUCAUCGGCUUCGCAGUGGACCUGGCCAACGUCUGGCGGUUCCCCUACCUGUGCUACAAAAAUGGCGGUGGCGCCUUCCUGGUCCCCUACCUGCUCUUCAUGGUCAUCGCCGGGAUGCCGCUGUUCUACAUGGAGCUGGCCCUCGGGCAGUUCCACAGAGAAGGGGCCGCUGGUGUCUGGAAGAUCUGCCCCCUCCUGAAAGGCGUGGGCUUCACGGUCAUCCUCAUCUCGCUGUACGUGGGCUUCUUCUACAACGUCAUCAUCGCCUGGGCGCUGCACUACCUCUUCUCCUCCUUCACCGCGGAGCUGCCCUGGACCCGCUGCAACCACACCUGGAACAGCCCCCGCUGCUCCGACGCCCGAGCAGGCAGCUCCAGCAACGGCACGGGCCUCAACGCCACCUUCGGGACCACGCCUGCUGCCGAGUACUUUGAGCGUGGCGUGCUGCACCUCCACCAGAGCCGUGGCAUCGACGACCUGGGCCCCCCCCGCUGGCAGCUCACGGCCUGCCUGGUGCUGGUCAUCGUGCUGCUCUACUUCAGCCUGUGGAAGGGGGUGAAGACCUCGGGGAAGGUGGUGUGGGUCACCGCCACCAUGCCGUACGUGGUCCUCACCGCCCUGCUCCUGCGCGGCGUCACCCUCCCUGGAGCCGUCGAUGGCAUCAGAGCGUACCUGAGCGUCGACUUCUACCGGCUCUGCGAGGCGUCUGUCUGGAUAGACGCUGCUACCCAGGUGUGCUUCUCCCUGGGCGUGGGCUUCGGGGUGCUGAUUGCCUUCUCCAGCUACAACGCGUUCACGAACAACUGCUACAGAGACGCCCUUGUCACCACCGCCAUCAACUCCCUGACCAGCUUCUCCUCGGGCUUCGUCGUCUUCUCUUUCCUGGGCUACAUGGCACAGAAGCACAGUGUGCCCAUCGGAGACGUGGCCAAGGACGGGCCAGGCCUGAUCUUCAUCAUCUACCCUGAGGCGAUUGCGACCCUCCCGCUGUCCUCGGCCUGGGCUGUAGUCUUCUUCAUCAUGCUGCUCACCCUGGGCAUCGACAGCGCCAUGGGCGGCAUGGAGUCGGUGAUCACGGGGCUCGUCGACGAGUUCCAGCUGCUGCGCCGGCACCGCGAGCUCUUCACGCUCUCCGUCGUCCUGGCCACCUUCCUCCUGUCCCUCUUCUGUGUCACCAACGGCGGCAUCUACGUCUUCACGCUGCUAGACCACUUUGCGGCUGGCACGUCCAUCCUCUUCGGGGUGUUCGUCGAAGCCAUUGGGGUGGCCUGGUUCUACGGCGUCGGGCAGUUCAGCGACGACAUCAAGCAGAGGGCCGGGCGCCGGCCCAGCCUGUACUGGCGGUUGUGCUGGAAGCUGGUCAGCCCCUGCUUCCUGCUGUUCGUGGCUGUGGUCAGCGUGGUGACCUUCAGACCGCCCCACUACGGCACCUACACCUUCCCCGACUGGGCCAACAUGCUGGGCUGGGCCAUCGCCACCUCCUCCAUGGCCACAGUGCCACUCUACGCGGCCUACAAACUCUGCAGUCUGCCCGGCUCCUUCCGAGAGAAACUGGCCCACGCCAUCACGCCCGAGAAGGACCGUGAGCUGGUGGACAGAGGGGAGGUGCGCCAGUUCACGCUCCGCCACUGGCUCCUGGUGUAGCGUGCGAGAAGAUCCCCACAGAGGCUGCCUCGCCGCGGACGGGCACACGUGAACAGGGGAUCUGCGUGUCCAGGAAAGGAGGGCCACGCCUGCCCUGUCCACUACCGAAACCACAAGUCAUGUCAGCCUCUUCUCUUCCGACUCUGCGGGCCAGGCAGAGUCCCUGUGUCUGUCCUGUGUCGCCAUGGUAACCACGUAGCUCCCCCAUUCCCACAGGGCAGAAGAGCACCCAGCUCCCUGUCUGUCCCUGCGAGGUGGCCCCUGCUGCACUAUGCCCAACUCCCUGCCCCCCCUGCAAUGUCCCACUGUCCCUCUGUGGUCCAGAGAGGAGCUGCGUGUUUGUGAGCACGCUAUGCUGGGUGCACAGCCAUCAUGUCUCCCACUGUCACUCCCGGGCCCGACUCCCAGGAGCCUCCUCUCGCCCCAUCUUCCAGGCGCCCUGGUCCCCCCACCCUGUCCUCCCGGCGCCCUGGCCCCCUCGCCCAGUCCCUAGGUGCCUGUUCGCUGUGCACUGAGACACCCAGGCCAUCCAUCUCGCGCAUAUUAAAGAAGCCACCCCUGUGUGUCCACUCGUGCAGAGGGCGGGAGGCCACACAUGCAGGCCCUUCCUGGUGCCUGGCCGGGAGGUGAGCAUCGCACCCACGUGUCAUACACAAGCUUCUGCUCAGAACCACCAGAGGACAAGCGCCCAGGCUGUGGGGCUGGGGCUUACCUUGCUGGCCACUUAAGACCCUCCUGGGACCAGCUCGGGCUGCGGCCACUGCCCACUCACUGGGACACCCAGCCUUGGAGCGAGCACUCCUGUGCCAAGGCAGCAGGCAGCUGGGGACAGUCCUCGGGAGAGCCCGCUGCAACCUCACUGCUCUCGGGCACACGCACACGCACAUGCUGGGCUGCUCCACCUGUGCCCUGACGCCAACCGACACCCAGGUGGGCCGGGCUCUGCAGCCCCAGGUCUAUGCUUCGGUUUUUGUGUGUGAGAAUGAUCCAGCAGGGCCACUUGAAGGGCCACCAAAGGCGACUUCCCAUGGCCCUGUGCCUGCCCCGGGGAGGGAGGGUGCAUUGGCGUUCACGCCUCCAGGGUUCACCAGCCUUGCCCCGCACAGGGCGCCACACCCUCAGGAUGGGCAGGGCGGGCCUCCCGGAGCCUGUCUGGCCCUCUCGCAGAAGGGCAUGAGCACCAGGGCCAGGGUUCAGUCCUGGAGGGAAACGCCCUGUGGACCACGUGACUGUGGGCAUCACCGAGAGGACUCGGGCCGGCCGAGGAGGACCACCGUCAAUGUCUGUGUCUCGCGUCAGUACCUCGUGUGGGGGCUGAGAUAAUAAAAGCAACCGGCCUUGGGGAGAUGGCCUCGCCGUUUGCCACGUGUGCUUGGUCCAGCCUUCAUAAAGACCCCAGGUCCCUGCUCACCCUGGGGAGGGACAGUCCCACCAGCAUGUCCCCCCUUCACCCAUAGGGC